Ooceraea biroi (clonal raider ant) is the source of this 6000-nucleotide messenger RNA. RefSeq names its product integrator complex subunit 3. The record is from RefSeq and is a predicted model, not a curated record. Lineage: Eukaryota; Metazoa; Arthropoda; Insecta; Hymenoptera; Formicidae. Gene Ontology annotation, cellular component: cytoplasm.
UGCGCAAUCGCAUCGGUACACGGAGUCGGGGAGGUCUGUGGUAAAGCGAGGAAUAAACACAGUGGAUAGUCCGCGCAGAGCACAGACGGUGACGAGGAGUGGGCGGCAGAGGGCGGCAGAAGGCGAGCGAACGGCGUACGAGCGAGAGAGAGAAAGAGAGAGGGGAGACGUAGUGGGAGAGAGCGAGAAAGGGGGAGUGCGAGGGAGCGAGCGAGACGGACGGCGCGAGCGUGAGAGCGAGAGAGAGAGAGAGGGAGCGAGACAGAGCGAGCGAGCAGGCCAGCGAGACGAUCACGAUGCACGGAGGCGAGCACAAGCAGCCAGGGGCACAGGGCUGAGGGCUGAGGGCUCGACGGGGCCUUGAUUAACGUUCACGGGCUAAUCGCGGCAUAGCCAGCGAGCGAUGGAGCAGCCGAAGACUCCCACGCCCCGGCUACUCAACGCGAACCGCAUCGAGAAUAAGGACGAGCUGGAAGAGAAAUUGGAAAGAUGCCAUUCGAUGCUGCAAAAUCUGAUUGUGGGACUCUCGGAGAAGGAGGUCCACGAUACGCUGAACAAUGCAGUGUGCAAGGACAAGACGCACGAGGAGGUUUCCCUGGGGCUGCUGGUGGCGAUCUUGACAGAUCCGCAGAACUCAGCCAAGAGUUACAGGGACUUGACGUUGAUCACGCGAGACGGCCUCGCCGUUGUCUUGCUCCACCUCAAUCAAUUAGUAUUGGAGAAAUACUUGAAGUUAACCGACGUCACCAGGAGUCAGCUGCUAUGGUUGCUGCGAGAACUAAUACGGACUAGUGUAACUAGUGUGGAUAAUCUUUGUUUGAGUUUGUUGAGGCACGCAGCGGGCGGUGAUAUCUCCCAGAAAAACUUGUUUCUAGUUGACGCGCUCUUAGACAUUUUUCAAGAGAAUCGAGCUUGGUUGGACAAAUACUCUUUUUUAGUAGCGUCAAUUGUGUACACGUACUUGCGGUUAAUAGAAGACCACAAUGCGCCUCAUUUGGCUGGUCUGCGGCAAAAGGAAGUGACUUUUACAGUGUCUUUGAUAAGGGAACGAAUGACAGAUUGCAUGGCUAUCGGAAGGGAUCUGGUACGUUUGCUGCAAAACGUGGCAAGAUUAUCCGAGUUUGAAGCGCUGUGGAAGGACAUACUGCUCAAUCCGAAAAGCCUUUGCCCCACUUUCAACGGCGUCCUCCAACUGCUACAGACGAGAACCUCCAGGAGAUUCCUGCAGUCUCGCCUGACGCCGGAUAUGGAGAGGAAACUCGUGUUCCUCACGAGCAACGUCCGUUUCGGUAAUCACAAGCGCUAUCAGGACUGGUUUCAGAGGCAGUACCUGGCAACGCCUGAAUCGCAGUCGCUGAGGUGCGAUCUCAUUCGUUUUAUCGUCGGUGUGAUACACCCGACGAACGAGCUGUUGUGCUCCGAUAUCAUACCGCGGUGGGCGGUAAUAGGUUGGCUUUUCACCACGUGCACCUCCAACGUGGCCGCCAGCAACGCAAAACUGGCCUUGUUCUACGACUGGCUGUUCUUCGAACCCGAGAAAGACAACAUUAUGAACAUCGAGCCGGCGAUCCUCGUCAUGCACAAUUCAAUGAGGUCUCAUCCACCCGUCACUGCCACACUUCUAGAUUUUUUAUGCAGGAUAAUUCCAAACUUUUACCCUGCGCUAACGGACAAAGUGAGAAACGGGAUAUUCUCGUCGUUACGACAAAUUUUGGACAAGCGUGUUUUGCCUAGCUUAUAUCCGUUAUUCGAUAGUCCGAAGCUGGAUCGGGAACUGAGAAGCAAGAUACGGGAGACCUUUAAGGAGUUUUGCCUGCCACCGAACACAGAACCUGCAGGCAAUAAGGUUCUGAAAUAUUCAGGUAAAAUAGAAGAGAUCAACAAGGAGCACAAUCCAGGAACCGUAACAGAGAAUACCACGAACUCGACUGUGGAGAAUAAUCAUGUCACGCAGGACUCAGAGCCGGCUUUCAGUGACGAGGAGGAGGAGUCACCUCUCAGAAUAGUGACGAAGGUCGAGGACGAGGAGGACGAGGACGAUGUGCCGCUGUCCGCGGUGAAGUUGAAAAACGAGCAGAAGAACGCGAAUUGUGUUGUGAAGAAGGAGGACAUCGCGAGCCACUUCCCUCAGAUAGAGUCGGAGAAGUUGCGGAACGACGUCGAGACGUUGCGUACGGAGACCGACAAUGAAGCGAGGUGUCAAGCGAUGGAGAGGAUAGUGCAAGGCGUCCUGGACAAUGAGUUCGACACCGAUACGAUAUCUUCCCUGGCAAACUGCACAUCGACUAUCCUGUCGCCGCAGAUCACGGCACAGAUCUUCCCGCCGGACAAUCUGAACGAGGAAACGUUCGCUGACAGCAUAAGCACACCGUUAUUCGUCAUGUUCCGAAAUCAGUUUCAACUGUGCAAGGAAGAGAAUCCCAGGAGGAAGCUUCUGGCCAGGGUACUGGCAGAGAUGCAAUCGGUCCAAGCGAGGAUUGGAUAUUUGCUUCUGUAUUUCCUGAAGGUCUGGGGCAGGGAGGAGGAAAAGAGGGAGGGCGAGCAGAGUAGCGUGUUGAAUGAUGUCAAGGCAUCGGUAUACAAAGACUUCUGCACGCACCGAGACAAGAAGUUGGACGCGUGUCUAAUCGCGGACCUGAAGCUCUGCCACGAAGACAACAUAUUCAUGUUGUGCUACCUUGUGCCCGACGUCUACAUGGGAUUUCAGAAUGUCGCUCUCGGGAACGUUCAGCUGUUGCACCUGGUCGUGUCGACCGUGGAUUCGUGCCAGUUGCAAGACCUAAUUUGCCAGAUAAUGCAAGGCCAUCUGAAGAUGCUGAAGAAGGAAUCGUUCACCAGCUUGCUGACGGCUAGCUUGAACUGGGAGACCUUCGAACAAUACUGCUUCUGGCAGCUCAUAUUCGCGCACGACUUUCCUAUCGAUUACGUACUGCCGGUUUUGCCGAAGCUGCAGUUCCGCAACCACGCGGAGGCACUCACCUCGAUUCUGUUCAUGCUCAAGCAAGAGAAGCCGACGUUGGAUCUUUUGCGACAGUUGCUCGCACGACAGAAAGUCGACGGUGACAUGUUCGUUGUGGCCGCGCUGCGUUACUGGUGUCGCGAUUACGAGGAGAAGCUCGGCGAAUUGCUCGCCAAUCUGCUCAGUACUCGUUACCCCGCGACCAGCCCGAACAAGCGGAAACGUUCCGGUGCCAAGCAAAAUCAGCAAUCCGGACCGCCCACAGGUGAGCAGGUUCUCGGCCAUCUGGACCAAUUACGUCAGCACUGCACGUCCUCCGCGGAGCUGCAGCUGUACCAUUCCGAGGGGAUGCAAAGGGCGUUACAGCAAGCGCAGGCGGCCAGCAGCGACUCGCUGAGGAAGAGCUAUGGCGAUCUGUUUGCGCUGGCCGAGGUCAACGAGGAGAACGAACCGCCGCCACCACCAACGAGCAGCUCUGCGAGAAAGCACACCACCGCCUCUUCUGGAGGGGGUGGUGGUGGCGGCGGUGGCGGCGGGGGUGGUGGCAAGGGCGGACACAGAAAAACUGGUGCUAACACGAGGGAAAGAUCCAACAUGAAAAGACCACUACCGCGGUAUCACAUCGACAGCACCUCUAGUAGCGAAGAGGAAGAGAUCGUGAACCCAAAGCAAGCGAAAAAAAGAAAAAAGAUCAAUCCAGUGGGCUCGGACAGCGACUGACCACCCAGUGUCUUCAUAUGUUACAUGGACCACGUCACGUGUGUGCAGCAAGCUAAAUUAGCCUUAAGAAUAGUAAGAUAAUAUAAUACACAUAAAUAGAUUUAUCUAGCGCGACUUGUAAAUAUAAUGUACGUUAAUAAGAAUGCGGAGGGAGAUAUACAUAUAUCGUGGGAAGCAAAAUCUUUAAUACGUUUUCAUAAAUGUUGCGCAGAGUAGCAACAGCAAAAUUGCCAGACUCUGAUCGUUGUUGAAUUGUUUAAUUAAAAAAAAAGAAAGAAAGAAAGAAAAGAAACUGGAAGGACGAAAUAAAAAGAUUGAUGCACGAAUUGCGUAUUCGGAUGUCCAACUUGAUUGUAUUCUUUAAUAAGAUUUCUCGUUUCGGAUGCACCUCUAUACGUGGACACUGGUUGCUGCUUUUUCCGGUAAACUCGUAUGACAGAUACAAGCGAUGGGAACGGUACGUCAAUUAAUUUGCGUCUAUCUACGUCUCCUCUCGGGAUAAUCGCGAUCAUCAGACUUGCACUAUCGGACUGCACCGUACACAUCUGUCAAAUAAAGUUACCAAAAAGCAGGACUAGUCACCAGAUUGCCUGGAUCACUUCAGCAUCGCUUUCUCUGUGAAUACGAAAGCGAGAAGCAGAAUCUGGCAACAUUGCAAGGGGGUAGAGCAACGCAAUAUAUCUUUCUCGCACUUUAUUAUUCCUUUCUUUUUUUAAGUUCUCAUUUUACCAAUCCUUUUUGUUCCUACUACGAACAAUGUACGAAUGUAAUGUAGCAACGAUUUCCUUUUCUUUUCUCAAAUGAUCGUCACGACGAGACAUAUGCGUUGCCAUAACUCUCAACAAUUCGUACGAGUUGUUAGCUUGUUUCCUUUUUUAGUAUUAAGGAUCUUCCGGCGGAACGUCGGGGCGCAUAAACGCGCACCGAUUUCCGGCUAGAGGCGUACAGUUUUACGACCAAAUGUAUUCAGUUCUUACCGCGCUUAGUGAGCACAUCCUCGAGAGAGAUACUUUUUAUAAUGUUCUGCACGACGGACGAUUAGCUUUAAAGUAAUCGGAAAAAUUCAACGCGUUGGCUUCAAGUAUAAAUUCUCCUUUCCCUUUGUUAGAAAUUUUACUAGAGCGAUUCGUUGCGACUGUAAGCUGCGACGUAAUACGAUUUGUAUUGUAUUUUUGUACGACAUCCCUUUUUACAUCCCCUUAUAUUCUUAGAUAGACGUACAAGACCGAAAGUGAUUCGCGGAGAUCGCGGAGGUCUACGUAACGUAGGCGUGGCAAAUCGGUUUCAUCGUUACACGAGUAUUCCCCUCCUGAAAAGUAUUCGAAUGAUUUUCCACAUUGGGUCACUUGUCAUUUUACUAUCAUGCUGCGCACGUGACACACACACACACACACACACACACACACACACACACACACACGUGUUUCUCCGUUUGAGAGUCGGAAAGGGCUACCUGCAUCUUCCCCGAGGAAAAAGGAGAAAAGAAAGAAGUGCAGUUCCGUCGCGAGCGUCUUUCUCGAUUCAAGUACCGAAGGCAAGAUGCGGCGUAUCACCCUAUUCACCUUGUAAUGUACAUUUCCUGUAAAAUCGGUUAAUCUAAGAGUAUAAGUUACGUUAUGUAUUUUCUAGAUUGUACAUAUUAUACACAUACAUACAUAUAUACACACACACGUGUGGGACGAAACGCAAGGAGAGGAUGUGUAUGCAUGCAUGCGUGAGACAUUGUAUCGUACGUGGCGCGGCUCGGACGAAAUUCCGAAACAUUUUACGUUUUCACGGACUGCUUUAGAUAUUUAUCAGCACUCUCCUUUGACCCCCUUGAUUUUAUCGCGGAACUCACGAGUGCAAAAUCGUGUCGAUGAUCGGAUAAAAAAAUUUAUAAAAAAAAGAAAAGGAAGGAAAAACGAAAUGAAGUGACAAAACAUCCGAACGUUCAAUUGGUAAUGAUUUGUAUGUAGGGGUGGAUGUGCACGGUGUCCGUCUGUAGUGGCGCGUGACGAUAAAUGACAUUAAUGGAAUUUUUUUACUUGUACAUACGCGCGCAUGCACGCACAUACGUACGUCAGUGAGUAUUUGAACACGAUAGUCGGACGAGAGAAAGAGAGAGCGCAACUCGGUGCAUGCGCGGGGCAAUACGUGAGAAAGAAUAAGGGGAGAGCGAGCCUGUAAAAAUUUAAUGUUUUUAACGAUCUUGUACACACGCAAAAGAAACAUGUAAAUACAUGCAUAGAUUAUCGUAAACGCGAGCAUAAACAUUUAAUGUUUUUAACGAUCUUGUACACACGUAAACUGUAAAUACAUCGAAAAUUAUCGGAAGCGAA